GGGGCCUCAACUCAAAGCCAGGUACACAAGGCGUAUUCAAUGGCGAAGUGCGUGCCGCUCUGUGGAGUUGGGUGGCGAAUCGAGUGACUGCUGACCGCGACGGGACGGGAACUGUGUAGUGCGUGUCUGCCAUACUUUUACCUGCCUUCAAAUUGACCUGUUACAAAACAACACACCUAGGUCAGAAGUCGGCGGCGCCAAAGCCGAGUUGAGAAUUGCAGGCUCAUCUGGGGUUCUAUAGGCUUCAGUCGGAUUUGGAGAGCAUUCUGUCACAUAUAGUUCGUGGAGAAGAUUAAUCUUCUAAAAUCACUUGCUACUCCCUGUGAAUAAAAUGGUGGCCAACGGGAAACCAGCCGCGGACUGCAAUGGAACGAGUGCUGCACCCGUGGGUGGACAACGACACAGCAAAAUUGUCAUCCCCAAAGACCCAUUCAAAUGGUUCUUCAGUUUCAUGACUUUGAACUCGAAAAUUGAAGGAAGCGGAGACGACUGGUUGUACACGGAAGAACCGCACACUGGGCGCCGGAAAGAGAUCUUGGACAAACAUCCAGAAAUCAAAUCGUUAAUGGGACCUGAUCCGUGGAUUGUGGUGCCUGUUACGAUAUCUGUCAUAUCUCAGGUUAUCCUAUGCUGGCUUAUCAAAGAUGCAUCCUGGAUGACGAUCUUCCUCAUGGCUUAUUGCAUCGGUGGAGUGUUCAACCACUCCUUGGGCUCUGCUAUUCACGAAAUUGGACAUAAUCUUGCAUUUGGACACGGCAGAAGAUCGUGGUGGAAUAGAGUCUUGAGCCUCUGGUGUAAUCUUCCGCUCGGAGUGCCGAUGGCAAUCACUUACAAGAAAUACCAUGCUGACCACCACCGUUACCUCGGAGAAGAGAUGCAAGAUGUUGACAUUCCAACUCGACUAGAAUCGUGGCUCUUCCAGCACCCACUCACUAAAAUGGUGUGGCUUAUUAUGCAUCCUAUUUUGCACUCUUUGCGACCUUUCUACAAGAGUCCAAAACCUCUCUCUGGUUGGGAAAUGAUCAAUGCCGUGGUUCAAUUCACUUUUGAUUUUAUUAUUUUUUAUUUCUUUGGCAUCAAGCCUAUUGUCUAUAUGGUCGGUGGAACUCUUCUUGCCUUAGGGCUUCACCCUUUGGCAGGCCAUUUUAUAUCAGAGCAUUACUUGUUUACUGAAGGGCAGGCCACACAUUCAUAUUAUGGUCCUCUUAACUUUAUACUUUACAAUGUAGGCUACCAUAAUGAGCACCAUGACUUCCCAUACAUUCCGUACAACCGUCUCCCAGAGGUCAAACGACUGGCCCCAGAGUAUUAUGACAAUCUCCCAUAUCACACUUCAUGGAUCAAGGUUGUUUGGGAUUUUAUUUUUGAUCGUAACAUGGGUCCACACGCCCAUGGCGUGGGAUACCCGAAGGGUGGCUUGAAAUCCAAAACCAUGUAACGGAAAAGAAUCCAUAUUCCACUCCAAGUCUUGAUAAAUGUUCCGGUUUUUUAUCUCUCGUUUUGUUACAGCUUAACGAUCAACCAUCCUUUUCUGUGAUUUGGCUCAUAAAAUGCAUUCCAUAAAUUUCUCUUCUCUGUCUUUUUUUAUUUAAAGAGAAAAAUAAGAAUCUUCAUAAACUUACACAUUCCAGUGAAGCAGAGAGAGGAAAAGAAAGUCCCAAUUAAAUUAUGUGUUCCAGAGUGCAGUAGGGAAUAAAAUAUGAAUGUUCAAUUGUCUAAGGUAAAGUACUCGUACCGACUUGCAUGUAUACUUUUUUUUCUCACAUACCCAACUGCUGAAAUCUAUGCUGUUUGAAAAUGAUCACAUGUUGCGUUUUUACUGGUUCAACUCUUUUGUUUGAUAUGUUUACAUUAUUUAUUAUAUCAUCGGUUUUGAAAAGAGAAAGACAUGGAUGAACAAGAUACUUGUAAACUGUGUUUUACUACUUUUAUGGGGGAAGCAAUUGUCAGCAGAAUUGUGUAUUCUUGAUAGAAGUCCGCCGAUGUGCUAACGUAAAAAUCAAAAGCAGUAAUUUAGUCAGCGUAGUAAAGUAACAAAGGAAUACAUAUAUUUGCUCUUUUGGUUUUGAAAAUCAAUUGCAAAUUCUGUUUUUACAAGAUAUCUCAUAAUAACCAGCUUCCUUUUCAAUUUAAAAUAAUUAUUUUUUAAAACAAAAGAUAAAUACUUCAUGCUUUUGAGGUCGUUGAAAUGAUGUGCUUCUUUUUUGUCUAAUUGUCUGAAAAGAAAACAUUUUUAGAGUGUGUUAUUUUCCUCAGGAAUUGAUUUGAUAGAUCUAUAUGUAUAUAUAUGUAUCUGUGAUUACCUAACGAUUUCUGCUUGUCCCAAAAGAAAGCAUUUGCCCUAGUCUUACACCAUAGCUCUAAAGUUACAUAUUCGCCAUAACCCGAUUAUUCUGCUUCAAAGCUUUUAAAUUUUUAUUUUUAUUUUUCACACACCGCAUAAAUAUUGAAAGAUAUCUGAUAUAAUAUUUUCAUAAUGCGUAUUCAAAUUAUUGGUAUUGACGUAGAUUUGUUUGACUGGUUCUUUAUUUUAUUCUUUCUUAAGCAAAGAGAA
Messenger RNA from Aplysia californica (California sea hare), 2554 nucleotides. Its product is annotated as sphingolipid delta(4)-desaturase/C4-monooxygenase DES2-like. The record is from RefSeq and is a predicted model, not a curated record. Gene Ontology annotation, biological process: ceramide biosynthetic process. Gene Ontology annotation, cellular component: membrane. The coding region runs from base 332 to 1438 and encodes 368 amino acids. The transcript is spliced from 2 exons. NCBI's taxonomy places the organism in Eukaryota, Metazoa, Mollusca, Gastropoda, Aplysiida, Aplysiidae. Gene Ontology annotation, molecular function: sphingolipid delta-4 desaturase activity.